UUUAAUUUUGUGUUAGUUAUUAAGAUAUGUAAUACGAGCGUUUGCGCGCGUGCGUUUUAUGAAAUUACCUUUUAUUUUCUAGCUGUAGAAAAAAAAAAUACAAAUUGUUUAUGUUGUAGAUAUUAUAAGCCCUCCUUAAAAAUGGGAGGAGGUGAUCUGAACUCGAAGAAAUCAUGGCAUCCCAACACUAUGAAAAACCAGGAGCGUGUUUGGAAGGCGGAGCAAGCCAGUGCAGAAGAGAAAAAGCGCAUUCUGGAGCUACAGAGAGAGCGUGCCGAGGAGCGCGACCGUGCGGAGCUCAACGAUCUCGCCAAACGUACAGCUGGAGCCUCGGGGGCCAAUGACAAUCGCUUGCAUUGGAUGUAUGAUAAACCUGAUAAAAAGGUCCAGCAAGAAGAUUUUCUCCUUGGCAAAGCCAUUGACAGUAAUUAUGAGGCAGAUAAAGUUGAACCGGAUUACAUCCCUGCUGUAGCUCGGAGGGUGGUAGGUUCCAGCAUGCUGGCCAGCGUGGGCGACGCGCAGGUUGACCUGGCGAGGAAGAUGCGAGAGGAUCCACUGAUGCUAGUGAAGGAGAGGGAGAGAGCUGCUCGGGCGGCCCUGUUGAAUAACCCAUUGCAAAGGCGUCGCUUAGCAGAGUUGCUCAGGAAAGAUCAGGAACAAAGAAAUCAAAAAAAGGGAAAGAAAAAGUCAAAGAAAGACAAAGAUUUAGAUAACAUGCUAGCUGCUAAACUCACCGCAAUGAAUGAGAAGCAAAUUGACUUGGCGGCUCUACUGGCUUCUAACGAUUCCAGUUCCGAUUCUUCUGAGGAGGAGGAGCAUAAAAAAUCCAAAAAGAAACACAAAAAGUCAAAGAAACUUAAAAAGGAAAAAAAGAAAUCAAAACGUGAAGAUUCCAGUGAAGUUUCCUCAGACGUAGACAAUACAAAGAAGUCUAAACAUAAGCCUCGCGUCGAAAGGAGCAAGUCUCCUAAAAUUGAUAACAGAAACCAGAAGUCACACCAUCGGGGCGGCAGCCCUUACGACUCAGAUUACGAACAUAGUAACAAGAAAUACAGAAGAGCCGAGCAAACCGAAACGAGAUCAGACAAAUCCGGCCACGGGCGGAUGCGGCGAGACAGCGCCGAGCGCGGGAGGUCGCCCGACCUGCGGAGGAGACGGCCGUCGGAGGAGCGGAGACACGGACAAGACCGAAGGCAACAGUCGCCCGGCCGCCGGAGACGGCCGAGACCGGAGGAAAGGCCGCACAGACCGGAGGAGAGGGCCCACAGACCGCAGGAGCGCGGGCCGAACAAAGCGGACGCCCGGGGAGGGUACAAAAAGAAUGUCGGGAUGAGCGCGGAGGAGCGCUCGGCGGCGCUAGCGGCGAUGACGGCGGCGGGCGCGGAGCGCGAGCGCGAGCGGGAGCGGCGCGUGGCCUCGCAGCGCGCCGCCGCCGCCGCCGCCGCCGCCGAGCGCGCACAGCCGCAGCCGCGCGCGCUGCGCACCGAGGCGCACUCGCUGCCCGACUCGCUCGAGAGCCGCAUACACUCCAACCGGCACUACAUCCAGCGGGAUCGCACGCACAUGGACAAGCCUUUUGCGCGCAGGUGACCUUGACUCUAAUGCGACGACUGUUGUUGGCGCAUAAAAUUUACGACUGGCCCGUCGAGAGGAGGACUGCUUUCGAUUGAAAUUUAGAUAAGUCUCGACACGAUGUGUAUUAGUUACGAUUAAAAUUGUGUCAGAAAAAGGAGUAUUUUUUUAAU
Messenger RNA from Cydia fagiglandana, 1745 nucleotides. RefSeq names its product pre-mRNA-splicing factor CWC25 homolog (gene Cwc25). Gene Ontology annotation, biological process: mRNA splicing, via spliceosome. The record is from RefSeq and is a predicted model, not a curated record. Gene Ontology annotation, cellular component: U2-type spliceosomal complex. The coding region runs from base 142 to 1590 and encodes 482 amino acids. The transcript is spliced from 5 exons. Lineage: Eukaryota; Metazoa; Arthropoda; Insecta; Lepidoptera; Tortricidae.